GCCAAGUUUGCCGAAUCCGCAUACAGCAUCGGAAUUACUGACUGCAGGCUGGUUGACUCUUUUCUUUGGAUCUGAUGCAAUGAGUGCUUUCACUCAUUUCUUGAAUCCUUCGAAGAUGGCUUGGAAGAAAUAUUAUUUUGCCGUCUAAUUAAAACGCCCAUUUGAAUAUUCGGGACGGUUUUUAGUAACUUGUUUUUUCCCUGGUCACUGAAGCUGCACAGGACCAUGGAUCCUCCACCGACUUCAGAGAAAUCGCAUCUUAUCAACGAAAGUAAUGCCAAAGUAUACUCCUUAAAACUUAACAGUGAAUUCUCAGGUUCCAAAGAAAGUUGUCCAAACUUGCUUUUGGGAAAUGGCGACAUGGCUGGUGCUAUCGAGCUGAAGAGGCCCAUUGGAACUCAUUGCCAUGGAAAAAAAGCAGCAUUCAUCGAGAGCCAUGAGAAACUCAUAGCAAAGAAGAAACUGUUCAUCGCCUCCAUAGUCUGUCUGGUUUUCAUGAUCGGAGAAGUUAUAGGUGGUUAUCUAGCACAUAGCCUGGCCAUUAUGACUGAUGCAGCCCACCUUCUGACUGAUUUUGGCAGCAUGAUGGUCAGUCUUUUUUCCUUGUGGAUCUCCUCAAGACCACCAACCAAGAUAAUGACCUUUGGCUGGCACCGAUCAGAGAUUCUGGGAGCCCUGAUAUCUGUGAUGUCCAUCUGGAUCGUGACUGGGGUGUUGGUGUACCUUGCCAUUGAGAGGAUAGUAAAAAAUGAUUAUGAAAUUGAAGGCCAUGUGAUGCUCAUCACCUCAGGUUGUGCCGUCGUGGUCAACAUCAUAAUGGCCUAUAUUCUACACCAUUCCACGACCUUCCACAGUCAUGGUUCAGGCUACCACAAGAUUGAUGAGAAUGGGAUGAGCCCUGUGGGCCAUGGCCACUCCCACAGCCUCCUGGGUAAUCAUGGGAACACCAGUGUCAGAGCUGCAUUUAUUCAUGUUUUGGGGGAUCUCUUACAGAGCUUUGGAGUGAUGGUGGCCGCCAUCAUAAUCUACUUCAGGCCAGAAUACAAAGUAGCCGAUCCCAUUUGCACUUUCCUUUUCUCUGUGUUCGUCCUGGGCACUACCAUCACCAUCCUGAGAGAUGUCUUCCGCAUUCUCAUGGAGGGGGCCCCCAAAGCAAUAGAGUUUAAUUCAGUGAAGGAGGUGCUGCUAUCUCUGAAAGCAGUGAAGGCCUUGCACAGCCUGCAUCUAUGGGCUCUCACCAUUGGCCAGAGUCUGCUGUCUGUUCACAUAGCUAUUGAGGAGAACGCUGACCCUCAUAGUGUCUUAAAGGAAGCCACUGAACUCCUUCAGACCAAAUUUGGGUUUUACAGCACAACCAUUCAAGUGGAACCUUAUUGUGAGGACAUGAUCCACUGCGGCCAGUGCCAGGACCCUAUGGACUGAGUUGUCCAAGUGCCCCGGUGAGAGGAGGAUGCCUGUAUAAAAUGUAUGCACACAUAUUAAGCUUCAUUGAGGGUCCAAGCCAGAAAUGGAAACACUGUGCAAAUGUAUCAUCUACAUAUCAUAACGAAUAUGUACAUGCCAAAUGCAUUUCUGUCGAUUACCAAAAAAAAAGAAAAAGAAAAAAGGUUUCACACUGUGCCAUCUUAAAAGUGCAUCUUCAGCAUCAAAAAUGCAUCGGUUUAUAGAAGGAAUAGCUUUUAAAUGGUGAUGUUAAUCUUAACAUACUGUAUGCAGAGAUAAACUGAACUGAGUGGCAGCACAUAAAUAUGAGGCCUGGAGGCAUCACUGUGAGCCUUUUUAUUGUGACUUUGCUUUAAGUUUUGCUUGGCCGGUUGGCAUCGUACAUUACAGCAGAAGUGUACUGUAAUUGCCUGUCCGUGGUCUUGGGACAGUAAAAGAUGGGUAUUGAUGUGACUUCCUUAAAAACAAUUAGAUGGGGUUUAUUAUGCCCCAGCCAGCCUUGCGUCUGCUGUCAGCAUGGUUCUCUAAUCAAUGUGAAUGUCCACCAAACUGCGGCAUGAUGUUGUAAGGCUUAAAAAGAGAUUAUGCUCAAGUGUAAUUAUGGAUUUUGUUGGCAAUCUCUUACUAAUGUCUUGUCUCAUGGUACAAUACUAUUUGCAAAAGCAGGCAAGUGAUUAUCUCUCUUCUUCUUCACUGGCUGCGAUAUUGAAGGUGCUGUUGUGGUUUUCAUGUGGCUUUUAAACAACAGUGGAAAUAAAUAGCUAAUGAGGGAAACAACUAAGAGUGAUAUUAAAGGUGAAGUGUGUAAUUUGAAAUGCUUUAUCCCAGUUUCAUGUGCAGAAAUUAGCAUAAGUAAAAUAUUGUAGGCUAAUAUCCCAAAAAAAUCAGGACUAUCUGUGAUAAGCUGUUUAGCAGGGAUUUGGUAAUGUUCAAAAUAACAUACUACUAUUACUGCAGUAUAUACUCUACCAUUCAAAAGUUUUAGAUUUUUUUUUAUCUACUUUUUGUUCAGCAAGAUUGCAUCAAAUUGAUUAAAAGGGACCAAAUAGUUUUUUUCAAUCCUGAUACAUACAUACACACACAUGUAAAUUGCAGCUUUGGUGAACAUCAGAAACUUCUAUCAAAAACAUUACAAAAUUCUAUCAAACCCCAAAUUUUCUUUACGCAGUAUGCAAAUAUCGGUUUACAGUAUAGCUGACCAUAUGUGGAUAAUACUUGAGUAUCAGACUGUCAAAAUUAAUAUAAAAUGCAAUUUUAUACCAUUCGUAGAUGGAAGUGGAAGCCACUUGUUGAUUUAUACAUACAGUGUAGUGCUAACAUACAAAAAAAAUUCUGUAUGUAUAGAAUAUCUUCAUGUAGUACAUUUGCAAAUGUCCAGUAUACAACAGAGCACUGCAGUUUCCCAGCGUUCCAUCCAAUGUGAUGAACAAACUGGUAGCAAUAUAAACUAUCAUUUUUAUAAUUCCCUUUUGCCUCAUUACUUGAAGAACCUGUUGAAAGUAAAGACAUUUUUACAUACCAAUUAAUUAAAGCCUAGAAUAUACAGUGCAUACUGCAAAGUAGUAUUAAAUAUUCCAUUCUAAACAUAUAGCCAAGCUUAAACAACAACACAAAAGGAGUGGAAGAAAAAAACGUGUUUGGAAGCAAUCAUUAAUUUUGCAGUCACAAUAGCCAGUGUUAGUACUGGCACAGAAAUUACACACUUCACUUUGCUGGGAUGCUGUUGUGGGUCACUCUUGUUUGUCAAAGUCAAGCAUGCUAUAUUCAACAGCAACCCACCCUCCAUACAUUCUUGUCUUCAGGAUCUGUCCAGCUGUGGUCUGCAAUGAGGUAUAGGAAAAUGGUUUAGCCUCUGCACACACACGUUUUGCACAGAAUUUCCAUCUCUGAUCUCGCCACACUGCCCCAAUGACUCUAUGACAUUCCAGCAAGUGGUGCAACAUUUCUCAUAUCUCUGCAGUUCAAAACUGAGGUCAUGGCAGCAACAAACUGUACAGUAAUGAAGCACAUUACUUCUGAAUGUCUUUUAAGAGCCCGUAAAUGUGCACUAAUGUUCAUUUACACUACAUGUGAACAUUUUUUUAUGAAUAAAACACUGAAUAUGAUUUUAGACCAAUAAACUGACUGAUAAUUUUUGUGUUUUAAAGCUUGUGUGUACUUAUAAAAUGUAACUGUGAUCUGUUGUGGCAUUGUGAAAGAGUUUUAAGGCUUUGCUUGCAUGAUUUCUCUCUUUUUUUUUUUAAGUGACAGUCAAUCAUUCAUAAAUUAUCAACCCAAGGACCUCCCAAUCUCACUCAAAUUUCAUUAAAUUCUAUAUUUUGUCUAUUUGUUUUGAUAAAAUGGAUCUAUAUUUUAAAUGUGAAUAUCACAGCCAUUUAUAAAACAGAGAGAGUGAACGAAAUGAUAUUAUGAAAGGACCAGAGCAUAAGUAGUAUAUUUUUGAUAAUGUUGGGGUUGAUGUGCCAAAACUGCAUUAAAAAUUUUACUUUUACAAGGACCACG
This is a messenger RNA of Carassius auratus (goldfish), 3945 nucleotides long. Its product is annotated as zinc transporter 2-like. Bases 226 to 1422 code for a protein of 398 amino acids. Lineage: Eukaryota; Metazoa; Chordata; Actinopteri; Cypriniformes; Cyprinidae. The record is from RefSeq and is a predicted model, not a curated record. Gene Ontology annotation, biological process: response to zinc ion; zinc ion transmembrane transport. The transcript is spliced from 8 exons. Gene Ontology annotation, cellular component: plasma membrane. Gene Ontology annotation, molecular function: zinc ion transmembrane transporter activity.